CCUCCUUAAGCUAGCAAGAAUUUGGGAAGCUGGGCUACCUGUGGUUAGUAUCGUAUCUAGUCUCUAACGGUAAGGCAAGGAAUGCCUGAUGAUUAAUGCAACUGAUAGAGAAAAAAACAAGAUGUCUAGUGGGGUGACGACGGUCGAUUUAAGCGAAAAUAGUUUAGAUGGACAAGAUUUUCAGCCUCCUCCGUGCUUGCAGUUCUUUGAMAAAUGGAGAUUCUGUGCUUCAUCAAGAAACCAGUUUCACCAGUAUUAUAUUUAUGGAAGAUUUAAGGACUGUUCUCUUUAUAAAAAUGACCUUCAAAACUGUGUGUCCUACAAGAUGAUAAAAUCUGAAGAUAUAAAGGCUUCGCUUAAAGAAGCAAUGGAUCGAGACAAAGUAAGGUUCACUUCUGGUUCAGUAUGGGAGAAAAGAGAAAAUCCUGAGGAGUUUUGGACAAAAAAGCAUUGAGACGUUACAUACAUAUACAARACUGCGAGGUGUCAGCUCUAUGCCCUUCCUCAAGGGCAACUAAAGUGGAAGAAAGGAGUGCGUGGACUCACUCUGGUUGGAAUUAGCAAGGAGAGUACAUAGSUGUUCAGCAGCUCCUUGUAAUAUAGUUUGGAAUAAUUAAGAGUCACAAUUAUCUCAAAAUUAUUAUCUUAAAGAUGUCAUUUAUGAUCUCAUAUAGAAAUCUUUCACUCUAACACACCAAAGGUCCUGUAUGCAGAACCCAUGAAAAAUGACUGGGUUGUUAGAAUGAUAGGUGCAUGGACAAGCAUGGACACUAAGUUUUGRUUUGAAAGUCAAAUUUACUUAUGUUUUGACUAAUUUGCAUUUGGAUUCAGAGCAUGCGCAGCAUUUUUCACUCGUGUCAUCCGCGCCCAGUGCAAUCGACUUGAACCUUUGAAGGUAGUUCAAGGUGUAGUAUUAAACCUGUCAAGCAAUCUCAGUUUAAAUGUAAAAUCCCAUCCAUCAAUCAUUUCUAAAUCAACUUAAAAACAUUAACACUUAAUUGAAAAAUUACUUUUAAAAAUCUURAUUUAUUGGUGAUUGACCAGUUACUGAAUCUUUGCUGUCGAACYAUUGUAGAAGUCAGUGAUGAUAUCUCUAAUGGUUUUUGGUAAAUGCAGGACUAGAUACUUGAAUUGUCACAAAAUAAAGAGUGGAAUGUUUACUUCUGAA
Molecule: messenger RNA, 1168 nt
Organism: Actinia tenebrosa (Australian red waratah sea anemone)
Lineage: Eukaryota; Metazoa; Cnidaria; Anthozoa; Actiniaria; Actiniidae
Product: synaptic plasticity regulator PANTS
Source: RefSeq, a predicted model, not a curated record